This is a messenger RNA of Scylla paramamosain (green mud crab), 7494 nucleotides long. RefSeq names its product high-affinity choline transporter 1-like (gene ChT). The record is from RefSeq and is a predicted model, not a curated record. The coding region runs from base 1 to 1794 and encodes 597 amino acids. Gene Ontology annotation, molecular function: choline:sodium symporter activity. Gene Ontology annotation, cellular component: plasma membrane. NCBI's taxonomy places the organism in Eukaryota, Metazoa, Arthropoda, Malacostraca, Decapoda, Portunidae. Gene Ontology annotation, biological process: acetylcholine biosynthetic process; choline transport; transmembrane transport. The transcript has 10 exons.
AUGACGAUCAACGUGGGAGGAAUUAUCGCCAUCGUCAUCUUCUACCUCCUCAUCCUCGCCGUCGGAAUCUGGGCGGCGAAGAAGAAACCUGAAGGAGAGGAUGACGCAGACGAUGUUAUGUUAGCCGGGAGAAGCAUAGGAAUAUUUGUGGGGAUAUUUACGAUGACAGCGACGUGGGUUGGCGGAGGCUACAUAAACGGAACAGCAGAAGCGGUCUACGAUACGGGCUUGGUGUGGUGUCAGGCGCCCUUCGGUUACGCUCUUUCCCUAAUCUUCGGCGGCGUGCUCUUCGCUAACAAGAUGCGCUCCCAAGGUUACGUGACAAUGCUGGACCCGCUGCAGGACAAAUUUGGGGAGCGCAUGGGAGGCCUUCUGUUCCUGCCGGCGCUGUGUGGAGAGGUGUUCUGGUCAGCUGCUAUCCUCGGGGCCCUGGGAGCUACCCUCAGUGUGGUGUUGAAUCUGGACAACAGCAUUGCAGUGAUUCUUUCUGCCUGCAUCGCCGUCUUCUACACUCUGUUUGGUGGUCUCUAUGCUGUAGCUUAUACUGAUGUCAUUCAACUAAUUUGCAUUUUCAUCGGUCUGUGGCUGUGCAUUCCCUUUGCCUGGAACCAUCCUGCGGUGGGGGACGUGAUCGGGACGGAGAAAGACUGGAUCGGGGAGGUGGACAACUCAGAUCUGGGUCUUUACUUCGACUACUGCCUCCUGUUGGUCUUCGGCGGCAUCCCCUGGCAGGUGUAUUUCCAGCGUGUUCUGUCCAGCAAGUCAGGACACAAGGCGCAGGUACUUUCCUACGUGGCUGCCUUCGGGUGCCUCAUUAUGGCAGUGCCCCCCGUCAUCAUUGGUGCCAUUGCGAAGGUCACGGACUGGAACCAAACAACGCUGGUCUGUGAGGCUGUUGAAACGUGCAUCUCCAGUAACCACACCGCCAUGAUUCUGCCCUUGGUCAUUCAGCACCUCACACCCCCCUUUGUCUCCUUCGUGGGUCUUGGCGCCAUUUCCGCUGCCGUCAUGAGCUCCGCAGACUCCUCAGUGCUCUCCGCGGCCUCCAUGUUCUCCAGGAAUAUUUGGAAGCUAAUUUUCAGACAGAAUGCGAGCGAGACUGAGGUGCUGUGGGUGAUGAGGGUUGCCAUCUUCUUCGUCGGGUUCCUGGCCACCACCCUUGCCCUCACCAUUCCUUCCAUCUACGGGCUGUGGUACCUCUCGUCGGAUUUGGUCUACGUGAUUCUGUUCCCGCAGCUCCUGAUGGUGGUGCAUUUCAAGAACCACUGCAACCUAUACGGCUCUCUGGGGGCCUACAUUCUGGGGCUCUUCAUUCGAAUCCUCGGAGGGGAGUCUAUCAUUGGCAUUCCAGCGAUCAUCAAGUACCCUUGGUAUGACGAGGAUACAGGGACUCAGCUGUUCCCCUUCCGCACCCUGGCCAUGGUCCUCUCCGGCCUGUUCUUGCUCUUCGCUUCCAUGCUGUCCAAGUGGGUGUUUGAGACAGGCCGCCUCCCACCCAAAUACGACGUGCUGCGCUGCGUCGUCAACAUCCCCGACGACGUGCAGCAGGUUGGCGACCCGCAGGAGGGAGAGAUGACCAUGAUGGCUUGUCACACCGUGGUUAAGUACAACGCCACAGGGGAGAUGAAUGGGCGUAUCAACCCAGCUCUUACACUUGGAUCAGAUAGUGAUGAGGAUAUUCCAGCUCCCACUACCACCACUGCCGACGGGAAGGUGAAGAAGCGUCUAGUUGGGGAGAUUAUUUCACCCCCCGCUAUCACCUCCCCGAAGAAACACGACCAGACGAAACUGUGAAACAAGUAAACAAGCCGGAGUUGAUCUCAGCACUCCGGCUCUCUGACGCUCCCCUGAGACGACCCCCGCACGCCCCUUGUCCCCGAGGUCACUCUAUUGAUCCCUGACCUUCCAGGAUCUCAACUAGUCUUCUGAACUGCUCUACAAGACUCCCCGGGGUUCAGGAGUCACGGUGUCUGGGGGGCUUAGCGCAGAGUCGCGUCUCAGCCCCUCGAGGAUCCCAGGAGUCCCACUUGAGCUGUAGGUCUUGUAGUGAUGUCAGACUCAAGCGUGGUAGUCAGCUUGUCAAGGGGGAAGGACAGGUGACGCACGAUCCUAUCUAAACUAUUCUCCAGUCUUGUCUGUAUACAUGUGCGGUUCCUUGCGUUGUGUCUCCUUUGUUUUUCAGGAGAUUCUUUUUUCCAUCCUUUACCUCAUCGCCUUUCCCUCCCCCUUUAGAAUUUUCAAUUAUGCGAUGUAAGUGUGUGCCUAGUACUACUACGUGCCCGUCGGUUAUUUUUGUAGACAGAUAUGUAGGUGUUUUCUAGUGAGAAUUUGUGGUGUUGCCGACCGCUUGGUGACUGUCCUGGUCUCUAGAGCAUCGCAUAGCAGAGGAGAAAGAGAAAGAGACAGACAGAGAGAGAGGCCUACCGCGUUGCUCCCCUCCGGCCGCGGGAACACCUCAGUCUAGCCAGGUUGCUUUGACUGGCGUCGUGUGGCGGUGCUCCCUCAAGGCACAUGUGUUUUGCUCAGCCGCCGCUUGCUGGAGUCGCCGCGAGGGUCGAGGAGUGAGUGAAAUACACCCACUACAGCACAUCGAUUUGUGAACAGCUCUCCGGAAGGACUUAGCAGCGAAUACGUGGAACAACAACGAUGCUGACACGCGGCUUCACUGACACCGCAGGACAAACUGAAGGUCAAGCAAAGAGGACUCGUCACUUCCCCUCGCUCAGGUAAGGUCCUGUUCACGUGCCAAUUGUGGACCUUGUAUCGCCAGGACCAGUAGCCGCCGCCCCUCGCCAGCUGAGAGGGACGCACUAUUAAUCACCUUGUGUAUAAUAAACUGAAGUAACAGCGAAGCACAGCUUAGUGACCACCACUGACCACCAGUGACCGCCAGUGACUCACGCCUCGACCCGCGCGGCGACGACCAGGAGAUGGAGAGGCGGACCAAAGGGGAGGAAAGUGGAGAUGAUUACGUGGUAUAUCACUGCGUAGGAUGGAUCAAACCCUUCAGUACUCCUGUUUUGUUAAUGGUGAGCCGUGGCGAGUGGCAGCCUGAAGCGUAGAGCGUAGGAUCACCAGCAAUAAUAUAAAAUAGUGGAAAAACCAUAAAAAAUAGCUGUUAGAGACGAGACUCCCAUCUGCCCGCGUAUCCCUUGGCUGACUUCAGCGCUCGUGUCUCCGCGGGCGCUGAGUCGCUCCUGGAUGUCAGCGGGUGUUUCUUUACUCAGUGUUUUCUUGAUGUCAGCGUGAGUGGUGAGUGGUGAGUCGGUGUCGUGCGUCGUGUGGUGCCCUUGUUCUGUUCCCUGGCGCCCGGGAAGCAUCACCGGGCGUCGCCAGAUCCCCCAAGGCACUGUUUUGUUGUGCUGCUCGGCGCCACAUUCCCGCAGCACCUGACGCCACUCCCAGUGUUUCCACGGCCUUUGUUUCCCGGGUAAGUCACGUCACUUGAACAUUUAUUUCCGUGUAUUUUUUUUUAUGCUUUGUUUUAUGUGGGGUGUAAAUUGUGCGUGGGAUGAUUUACCACGAGUCUUACAUUGGCGCUGUGUUCCCGCCUCGCCGGGGAUGCUGGGAAGUUAUGUGUAAUUCUUAGCUGUUUCCUGAUCGCUGUUAAUGUUGUUGUUGUUGUUGUUCUCGAGUGUUGGGGGAGAGAAGUGCACACCCGCGGCUGUUCUGGCGUGCACACACCCAAUGAAUCAUACCUACAUGUGCGUGUACGUGUAUAUGUACGUGUGUGUGUUUGUAUGUGUGUGUACAUUCUCUCACGCGUGCCACUGUGUAUAUGGUGUGUUGUUACGCCCACAGGGAGAUGCAGCCCCGCCAAUCCCCGCCAGUUCCCAGCCAGCCUCCCUUCAGUCACCCACUACCACCACCCCGUCCCUUCCAACCUGCUCUCCCGUAUAUUUUUUUUUUUACCUUCCCCAGGGACUUCCCACGCUGUUCUACCCCCACAUACCCUCUUUCCCAGGCUUCUCACGUCCUCUCACGCCCUUCACGCCCCUCAUACAUCCCCAAAGGGCGUCCUGAUUCCCUGAGACUUUUACAGGUCCUUUUUCACUCACCCCUCCCUCGUUACCUGUCAUUCCAUCACCUCCCGCCCCUCCUUCAAGCGCUGCCCAUGAGUAACGCCUGGCAGAGCAGCGAAGGGCGUCUUUCUCACUCGCUCUCUCUCUCUCUCUCUCACUCCUGUGGGUGAUGGUAUGUUCUUCCUGUCUCGCUUUCUCAGUUAUUUACAAGUUUUCUGAAUUUUGAAGAGCAUGUGUUGGUCUGACAUUUCUCAUCUUACUUCUUGUCCUCGUUCUCCUCCUCCUCCUCCACGUACGUACCUCAUAACCCUCCUCUUAUUGACUUACAGAUGAGUUCCGAUUCUUUUACAUUACGAAACUUGCUUAUUUUCUCUCCUUACACUUAAAGAACACGGAUUAAAGUCUAUGCUCUCGUUUUCUGUUUACUUCAUUGCCCCGUUUUUUGUUUGAAUCGGGGUUGGUGGCUGGUGGAGGCGGGGUUGGUAGAAAAGACGAGGGGCACUCCGAUUUUUAUGGUUGUGAUAUAUUUACCGCGAGUUCGAGACGGCUAACUCCACACUGGUCGAUGCGCUUCAGAAUUCAAACGUCGGUGCGUGUAGAGAAUUUAGACGUCGGUGGGUGUAGAGAGAGAGAUAGAGAGAGAGAGAGAAAGAGAGAGAGAGAGAGAGAGAGACUUGAGUGUGCUGAGUGUGCGAGUGUCCUUUCAAUUGAGUUGUUUUGUUGAUUCUUGCCUCCGCGUGACUGUCCAGGGCUCGUAUUUUCAAACACUUCAGCGUCUCACCAUCACUACUUUUACUGUGGCCUGGGAGAUUGUAUUGAAGUUUUCUGGAGCGUUUUCGUGGUUCUACUAGUAGUUUAACAAGUAUUUGGUAUCCUCAGUAGCAGAAACAUCCUUAAAAACGCGGCUAAUUCUCUCUGUGGCCUUUGAAAAUAAUCCUUGAUUUACCACUCUUACUUUCAACGUGCUGUAGAAGUUAUUGGGGUUUUCAGGAGUGUUUUCGUUGUUCUACUGGUAGUUUGACAAGUAUUCAGCAUCACCAGUGACAAAAACAGCCUUGAAAAUGCAACCAAUUCUCUAUGUGGCCUUUGAAAGUAAUUCUGGCGAAAGAACAAAGGUUUUCUGAAUACUGCCGCUGGUUUUCUCCCGGCGGCCAUCAAGCUCUGACGUCAGGGAAGAGCUCGUCUCUGAUUGGCUCUUUGUUCCCCGUCGCGGUGCAUCACUCAGCUGGCCGGACACGACGCGAGCAGCUUGACAUGGUUCUAUUGGUUCCUUUCCCUCAAGUACCUUAGUGAAAAAUAGCGUUACGAAGGGCAGUGUUUGUAAAUGUUUCACUCUCAUCCCGGAAUCUUUUUAUAAACUGGUUGUAGUGGUUAUUAGUGUUUUUCAGGGUGUUUUGGUGAUUCUAGUGAUGGUUUAACAAGGAUUAUACAUCAUUAACGAGCAUAACACCCAUGAGAACUCGGCUAAUCAUCUCUACUGCCUUUGAAAAUAGUCCUAAUGAGAGUUUAUUUAAGAACAUGAGCCUAAAUCUGACUAUAAUACAUUGCUGAUUUUCUUUCCUGAUUCAAGUACGUGCAGGACGAGGGUUUAAGAAAGGACACGAAGAAAGAGGGAACGCUUCAAGAUCAGGAUCAAGAGCAGCUAACCUUUCCCUUUUAAUUUUUCCACGCUGCAUCUGAACCACAUUCCGAGCGACCCCAGUUUUUAUUAAGAGUACAUAGGUGUUUUGUAGAUGCUUGUAGUGUUGUGUGUAGGAGUCUGUACAUAGAUGUUGUGAUGAAGGGAAAGAGAAAGAAAAUGUGCGUGCGGUGCCGAGGACGUCAUUUAGAUGAUUAUAAUGGAUACGUAUAUAUUUUUUCUUUAAAUAAUGUACGUACGUAACUGUAAGUCUCGGUGUUAUCUAGUGCGUAAAGAAAAUAUUUUUGUUGACCACCUAGUUACCAUUAAUCAGUUGGCGAGUCUUAUAUAAUUACUCAAAUCUUGAUGAAUGAGUUUGUGUUUUGUUGAUAUGAGGGUGCGUGAGGGUGGGACAGGUUACGGUCCAGUCAGGAUGGGGGGGAGGGAAGGUUUAGGGUCAAAGGUCAGUGCAGGUCACGUGGGGGACUGAGGUGACAUGGAGCAGGUUAAGUGAUGAAGCACCUGGUGGGAAUGUUAAACAAUAUGGCGUACAGGUCAGAUUCCCAGGACAAUUAGUGAUACCUGGUUAUGUUUUAAUGGGUUCCUGGCCUCGUUAGCGCACCUGUACUGGGAGAAUCAUCGGAAUCAUCAGGUGUCAACAUAUCAAUCAAGGUUACUCGGGAAAAAAUGGGAAACAUGAUACGAAAAGACACCAAAUUAGCUCGUUUACUGUUGAAGAAUCAUUAGAAUCAUUAAGUGCGGCGGAUAUUAACAUAUCAUUCAAGGUUACUUAGAAAAAAAAUAAAAGGAAAAUACAAUACAAAAGACAACCAAUUAACUACUAGAGUAAGUAAGGGUUUACUCAUAAGGGCGUGGCUGCGAGUGACUCUUGUUGGUACCGCGCCCUUAGCCACCCUUCAGAAUAGUAUUACAUUAGGAAAGGCUUUCUCCUGUUAUCAUUAGUGCUGUUUCCCGCCUAUUGUUUCCCGAGGGAGCGUUCGUCCUCCUUCGUAAAUUGUUCGGACUUGUUUUUAUCACACUUGUUGUCAUUCCUAAGGUUAUUCGAGUAUUUGUUAUCUUAAUAUCGUGGGUGAUGUGUUUAUUUUUAUUUAUGUAACUCUUUCUUAGCAUUUGUUAUGUCUAUUUCUACUGAUAUAUAUAUUUUUUUCAUUUACGUCAAGUUAUUCCGGAGUUUUUUUUUUGUUCUAUUGAGGACGAUUUUUAAAAUUUUUUUUUCAUUUACGUAACUUUAUCCAAGCAUUUGUUAUUUGUAUUGCUACUACGAGUGCUUUUGUUUUCAUUCACGUCAUGUUUCCUUCCAGCAUUUGUUCUCUCUAUUUCUACUGAGAAUUAUUAUUAUUAUUUUUUUUUCAGUCGCGUAACUUUAUCCCAGCAUUUACUAUUUGUAUUUCUACUGCGUUUUUUUUUUCUUUCUUUUUAAUUCACAUAAUUUUUCCAAGUAUCUGUUCUCUUUACUUCUACUGUAAGUGAUUUGUUUUUUACUCACGAGUCACUUCUCCAGCCCACUUAUACCACUGUCCCUCAAGGAGUAAUUAAUUUCUUAUCAUGCUUGUCAUCCCAACGUUAUCCAGGUAUUUGUUAUAUUUCUACCGCUAUCUGUCUGUUGUUCAUUCACGUUUCCCCAGCCCACGUCGUCGCUGUUCUUCAAAGAGUAAAGAAAGAGAUUAUAAUUAUAGCAUACGUAUUGUUGAAUUUUGUCAAUAUCAUUUAUAUAACAAAAGCAAUAUUAUACAUGCACAUAUAUGUAUGAUGAGCAAAGAAGGAUAUUAAAAAAAGACUAAGUAAAUAUUGUUCGGUGUCUACGUGCAUAUAUAUAUACAUAUAUAUAUAUUU